UGAGUGACACCAACAUUUGGUUAAGCAUGAAGGCUGUCCCUGUUAAUACGACUUAAGCAAUGCAUAGGCUACAGUUGAACAAAAGGGCCAUUGUACCAUACCUGCAGUGUAAAGCUCUACCUUGUUCAGUUCAUGACUGACAUAGUUACUGAAUGAGCCACGUUGUAUAUGACAUUUCGAAAACACUGGAUACAUUUGCCACGUACUAGGAAACUUGGAAAUGUUCGACUUGUUAAUUGAAAGCGACACGUGUAUAACGACAAGCAGACCAGUUAACAAGUCGAAAAUGUCAGUUUCCUAGUUCCGAUUAGCACUUGAAUGCGGCACCCUUCAAGUUGGCUACUUGGACAGGAACCUAAAAUAGUGACAGUUCCCAAAAUAAUGGCAAAACGCGCCCAUCGUGCGGAAACCAAUAGAAUCCCUUGUGUUAGGGCGAGCCUCCGUACGCUUAGCCAAUCAGAACGGCGGAAUUGGAUCAAUGCUUCCUAGUGUACAAGCAAUGCAGUCAUGUAAUGGCCACAGAAAUAAUGUCAACAUGGAACUGUGGCAAGGACGGGAUCCCUUUCUGCAAAAAUAAGACGGCGAAAAACUUUGAGGACUGUCAUUUCGAAAGGUUUUAAUAUAGUUAAUGAUUAUCUACGGUGUAGUGAGAAGCGUGGUUCUCCUGUGUAUCUGGACUGUAUCUGGACUGUAUCAAUGGUGUCGUUAAGCAACAGAGCGCUGGUCUCUGAUAAUGACCUCUUUAGGGAAGGUGUUAGCCUGGUCUCCCUGGGGCUUGUAGAGGGAGAGGGUAGUGAGGGGGGGGGAGCGAGGGGGGGAGCUUUACUUCCUGUUACAGUCCCGAGGCCGGGGACAUGGGGGCUCGACUCAGCUUCAGCCCUGGAGAGGAGGAGGAUGACGAAGAGGAAGGGGGCCUGCUCCGACUCUAUCUGACCCCCACAGAGGGUCUGCCUGACUUCAGCCCCCGCCUGCCCUCACCCUUCUCUCCCACCAUGGAGGACAUCGAAGAGUUCCUCAGGGAGAAGAUGGAGCUGGUGAGAGAGGGGGUUCUCUUCUCUAGUGAACCCAUAGAGGAGCCAGCUCCCUCCCCUUCCAGCUCCAUGGAACAACCCCUCUCCUCAGGGGGACACAGUGAGCCAGGGACCAGCAAUGCUCUGUCACCCCCCACCCCACAAACCCCCAAUUGCCCUCACACCCGAAGCCCAUCCCCCCUCACCCCCUCAGUGUUCCUGGGAGCACCCCUGGUUUUCCAGGUCCAGUCCUUGCCUCUGGCCCAGCCUCACCCCCAGACAGGCUCUCCUCCUGGUGCAUCCAGUGGGCUGAGAUUGGCCCACCUGGUUCUGGGACUCCACAGAGGACAGAAUGUUACCCUGCUGGCCUCACAGGUGCCCUCCACCCUUCUCAACAUAGCCAGCACGGACGCUCCAGACCAGAAGUACGUGAAGAUUGCCCCUCUACCGAUCACUGUGAGGAUUGCCGGGGGGCUUGUUGGGGCAACAGUCAUUGAAGGUCACAGUGGAGGGGUUGUGGUCAAAUCUGUGGCCCCCCCUAGGGUCAACAGACCCCCCCAUAAAGAGACGCUGAGGGUACACAAAUGUUCCCACCCGGGCUGUGAGAAGAUGUACACCAAGAGCAGCCAUCUGAAGGCCCACUUCCGCAGACACACCGGAGAAAAGCCAUACACCUGCAGCUGGCCUGACUGUGUCUGGAGGUUCUCUCGUUCUGAUGAGCUGUCUCGUCACCGGCGCUCCCACUCCGGGGUCAAGCCCUACGAGUGCUCUCUGUGUGAGAAGAAGUUUGCCCGCAGUGACCACCUCUCCAAACACACCAAGGUGCACCGCAGUCCCCGGCCUGGCAGAAUCGUCAGAACUACUGUCUGACCCAGCCAGCAUCUCGACACAGCAAACCCAGCUCAGCCCAGUCGUGAUCCUGAUGCCACCCUUAACCCCGUUGCAGCACUUGACCUGGACAGCAGAAUUAUUAGUACCUGCCUCUAGAAUUCAGAGCAGCCUGGUCCCACACCUACACCCUGGCUGUGCCUGCCCAACCCUGCCCAGUCCAACCUCAACCCGACCACAGGCGAACAGACUAAUCAGACUCAUCCACCCAGACCUUCCCCGGGAAGGCCCCGUUAGGGAGUCUGAGUCCUCAUCAGGACACUGGAGCUACAGGAGCAUAUCUGGGCCAGCCAGAAUCUGAUUCAGACCCUGCUGAGCUCUGCCCUCUUUACCCUCUCCUCUCCUCCUUCCUGCAGCAGAGCAGAUGAGGGCUUGUCCUGGUGCUAGACAGUGAACUAACAGGUAACGGCCAUCUCAAGGAUGUGAUUGUUCAGCUUAAAGCGGAUUUCAGGCCUUUAGGUUAAAUCAAAUCCCCCUGCCACACACACACCUCGCUACCCUCAUCAGAUGACAAGUGUGACAGGCAGCUGCACAAGGUCUAACUCUCAGAAGAUAAUGUUGUAUAUGUCAUUAGAUUGUGUUUAAAAGACUACACUGUCACACAUUCUAUUCUACAUAUUAUAUUGCUCUGUGAAUCUGCUUCAGGAGUUAGACCCUCAAGACAGUUUGAGGUAAAUGCACUGGCCCAGCUCAUUCUAGCCCAUAAUCUGUGCUAUUAGCCCAGUUGAAAUUUGAAAGUACUGUGUUGAUAUGUGAGCUGCCAGAUUCUCUCAGAGAACAGGUUUGAGUCUAAAUCUCUUACAUAUCCCCUCCUGCUCCCCAUAGUGCCAACCCUCUGGCCCAAUCACAUCCCCCCUGGCUCUAACGGCCAAUUCAGUACUGUUAUCACCGCUUCCCUGACCUCGUGCCGCUUCCCACUCCCUAAAAGACCUCAGGGGCUGCAGACUAGUGUCUGAUGGUUUUCACCAUGGUGCUUUACUGGUCCAUUAUGUAAUAACUGGUUAGUUAAGAGUCCACUCACAGCCACCUGGUUUGCGUCAGAUGCUGAUUGAAGGCAAGUAACGGAGUGAAAACCAGCAGACACCGCAGCCCACCUGGUCCACACUCUUAAACCUAUAUAGUGUACAGUACUGUACCUGAAAAGGGCAGCUGAUCGUUGUCCAAUCUGUGUCUGUAAAAUAUAACAUUUACAUGUACAGAACAUAUAGAAGCUCCUUUCCAGAAAAACCCUUAGUCAGUACAUUAAGCUAUCCAGUGGUGUCUGUGCUUGGUGGGGCCAUCUGGGGCCAUCUGAUCAGCCAGACGGGAGUUAAUUAUGAGACUCACUCUUCCAUUAAUGAGUUAACCCAUCACACUUCAUCAAUAUGAGCCCUCUGUUCUCAAGUGCACUUAUGUUAGCAGGUCAAGCAGGAGAGGGUUAAGCAUGGAGAAAAGUUAUAGGUAGCCCAACGGCUAAGGAAUUGGACCUGUUGAUGAAAGGUGUCUGGUUCAAAUCCUGUGGCGGGCACUGGAAAAAUAGGUGUGAAUUGAUCUGGUAACUGAAGGGCUGCUGGAUUCACAUCCUAAAGAUGUUCUUCUACUGUUGGGCCCUUAACCCCACAGCAUGCUUUCCAUCCAGGGGCCCUGCACUGCAGCUUGACCCUGUGCUUGUCUCAACUGUGUGUGAUGUGUGCUGUAAGACAUGGACAAUAAAGUUGUUUUCUAAAUGCUAUGCCAAGGACUGGGGGCUCUGCUACCAGUAUGUAAGCUGUAGCUCUGGAUUUGAGUGUAAAAUGUGCUUUUCAACAGGCUACUGCACUUAGGAAACCAUAUAGAGAAAACAAUGGACUUUUCAGGGUAGCAGUUUUGGCCCAUAUUCCUUCAGAGAAACCAGAGUGGAUACAUGCUCUUUAAACCCACUUAUAUUGUACUCAAAUUUCCAGUCAAUCACUCACAUUUGCCAUCGAUCCCAGUGAUUCAGAAUUUAUGAUGAGCCAACCUUUAAAAAAAAAAAACAUUUACCCAUUUGGAUGGGUAAACUCAGAAUGGACCACCACAUCAUCAGUAUCACUGGCAAUCAUCAUUAAAUGGUAUCUUGCCAUUACAGAAACAGUUUGUUGUUUUUUAAUAUUGUUUGUGUAUUUCUUUCUUUGGACAUGACUCGUUUGAUUAGAUCACGACCACAUCAACCCACCUAGACAUACGUCUGACCCAGCUGUGUGUCCAUGGCUGAUCGGGUCCCUCUGAUUCAGUCCUAUUGUAAAUGUUCCCCUUUCUGCCUUACUUUCAACCAUAGGUCGCUCUCUCCCAGUAACUCUAACUACUGUAAUAAUUCAGUUCUGCUGAAAUACACGUUAAAAAAAGAAUUGAAUACCAGACAUGCUAUUUUCCUAUGUAUGAGAAUAAAGGAU
Oncorhynchus gorbuscha (pink salmon) is the source of this 4288-nucleotide messenger RNA. Its product is annotated as Krueppel-like factor 15. Gene Ontology annotation, molecular function: DNA-binding transcription factor activity, RNA polymerase II-specific; RNA polymerase II cis-regulatory region sequence-specific DNA binding. Gene Ontology annotation, biological process: regulation of transcription by RNA polymerase II. The record is from RefSeq and is a predicted model, not a curated record. Lineage: Eukaryota; Metazoa; Chordata; Actinopteri; Salmoniformes; Salmonidae.